AUGGCCCCAAAAUCAGGGAAAGGGAAAACUAAUAAAGCAAAGACAGAGAAGAAGAAAAAGGAGGAGAAAGCAGUAGCACCUUCUCUUGUUGACAUCAUUGUGGUUACUCCCUAUGAUUCACAAAUUGUACUCAAGGGUAUCUCUACUGAUAAGAUUCUUGAUGUGAGGAAGCUAUUGGCUGUGAAGGUGGAAACAUGCCAUUUCACAAACUAUUCUUUAUCUCACGAGGUUAAGGGUCAAAGAUUAAAUGACAAAGUUGAAGUUGUUGCCCUAAAGCCAUGUGUUCUAAGAAUGGUUGAAGAGGAUUAUAAUCAAGAGAUUCAAGCAGUUACACACGUGCGAAGGCUAUUGGAUAUUAUUGCUUGUACCUCGAAAUUCGGAAAGCCCAAACGUAACUUGUCAGGCCCAGAUUCGAAGCCCAAGAAAAACGGAAAAGCCCAAAAUCAUAACAAGAGCAGUCUGAGUCCACCGGCUACACCGAAUGGAGAAGGCCGGGUCGGGUCACCGACGGCGGAGGUGUCGGCAUCGCCGAUCUCGGAUAAUGUCGGAAUGGUGGCUAUUCACCCGACGCCGAAGCUGUCAGAUUUUUACGAGUUCUUUUCGUUUUCGCAUCUCUCUCCACCGAUUUUACAUUUGAAGAAAUGUGAACUGAAGGAUGAAGAUGAACGACGCAAAGGAGGUUACUUUCAACUUCAGGUUAAAAUCAGCAAUGGCAAAGUGAUUGAAGUGGUUGCUUCAGAGAAAGGCUUUUAUAGUGUGGGGAAGCUGUCUCUGCAGAGUCACACAUUAGUUGAUCUUUUGCAACAGCUCAGCAGAGGUUUUGCUAACGCAUAUGGAUCAUUGAUGAAAGCUUUUUCGGAUCGCAAUAAGUUUGGAAAUCUUCCAUACGGACUCCGAUCCAACACAUGGCUUGUCGCUCCAUCUGUUGGCGAAUCUCUUUCAAACUUUCCAGCUCUACCUGCCGAGGAUGAAAGCUGGGGUGGUAAUGGUGGUGGCCAAGGAAGAAAUGGUGAAUAUGAUCAUCGACAAUGGGCAGCAGAUUUUGCAAUAUUGGCUUCUCUUCCUUCCAAAACCGAGGAAGAGAGGGUGAUCAGAGAUCGUAAAGCCUUUUUACUUCACAAUAUGUUUGUUGAUACCUCGAUAUUGAAGGCUGUUGCAGCUAUACAGCAUGUGAUGGAGUCCAAGUCUAGUAUGAAUUCUUCUCCGGGUUCUGUUCUGCAUCAAGAUCAUGUUGGAGAUUUAUCCAUCGUAGUCGAACGCGGCGGAAAUGGAAAGUUUGACUCUACACUGAAUGAAUCCAUUAAGCGUAAUGACGAAAUUCAGAAAAACUUAAUCAAAGGGUUGUCUGCUGAUGAAAGUGUCAUUGUUAAUGAUACUUCUUCCUUGGCUGUUGUGGUUGUUCACCAUUGUGGAUAUACAGCAACAGUAAAGGCUGUGGGUAAUGCGAACACGAGGAAGUCUAAAGUUCAGGAUAUUGAAAUAGAAGAUCAACCAGAAGGAGGCGCAAAUGCUCUUAAUAUCAACAGUUUGAGGGCACUGCUUCACAAGUCAGGAGCUGAAUCUUCAGAGGGGACUUUAACUUCCUUGUCAAAUUUUGAUGACUUGGAUGCUUCAAAAACUAUUGUUGGGAAGGUGGUUGAAGAAUGCUUUGAAAAGAUAAAGGAAGAGACAAAUGUUUCAAAUAGGUCGAUUCGAUGGGAACUUGGUUCUUCUUGGAUGCAGCAUCUGCAGAAACAGGAAACUUCAACAGAUAUCGGUUCUAAUAACAAGGAUGGCAAUGAUGCUGCGCAAUCUGUGAAAGGUCUUGGAAAGCAAUUUAAGUUAUUGAAGAAGAGAGAAAAGAAACCAAGUGACUUAAAUGUUGCAGAUUCUAGUGAGCAAAAUAUCAAUGAGCCAAAUAAUGAUGAAUUAAGUAGUUCUAAUGAGUUGGAAAAACUACUUUCUAAAGAAGCUUUUUUGAGUCUCAAAGAAUCUGGAUCUGGUCUUCAUACGAAGUCAGUGGAUGAACUUAUCAACAUGGCACACAAGUUUUAUGAUGAAGUUGCCUUGCCAAAGCUGGUUACAGAUUUUGCAUCACUUGAACUUUCUCCUGUUGAUGGUCGUACUUUAACUGACUUCAUGCAUUUAAGGGGACUUAAGAUGGGAUCUUUGGGUGAAGUGGUUAAACUUGCAGAGAAUCUUCCACACAUACAAUCCCUUUGUAUUCACGAGAUGAUAACUCGAGCGUUCAAGCAUCUACUUAAAGCAGUUAUUGCUUCUGUCGACCAUGUAGCAGAUUUACCAUCAGUCAUUGCGUCAACACUGAAUUUCUUACUUGGAGGGUCUCGAACUGAAGAUACAGACCAAACUUCUGGUGAUGAUCAUCAUCUAAAAAUUCAUUGGUUACGGAUGUUUUUGUCCAAAAGAUUUGGUUGGACAUUAAAAGAUGAAUUUCAACAUUUGAGAAAGUUGUCUAUUCUUAGAGGGCUCUGUCACAAGGUUGGAUUAGAGUUGUUCUCUAGAGAUUAUGACAUGGAGUCGCCUAAACCGUUUGGGAAGUUCGAUAUUAUCAGCCUUGUUCCUGUUUGCAAGCAUGUGGGAUGCUCCUCAAUAGAUGGACGCAAUUUAUUGGAAUCAUCUAAAAUUGCUCUUGAUAAAGGAAAGCUUGAGGAUGCUGUGAGCUAUGGAACAAAGGCAUUGGCAAAGAUGAUGACUGUUUGUGGUCCAUAUCAUAGGAAUACUGCAAGUGCGUAUAGUCUUCUCGCUGUGGUUCUCUAUCACACAGGAGAUUUUAACCAGGCCACCAUUUAUCAGCAGAAGGCAUUAGAUAUCAACGAGAGAGAGCUUGGACUUGACCAUCCUGACACAAUGAAAAGCUAUGGUGAUCUGUCUGUUUUCUACUAUCGUCUGCAACAUAUUGAGCUGGCUUUGAAGUACGUUAAUCGCGCUCUAUUCCUCCUUCAUUUCACAUGUGGUCUGUCUCAUCCAAAUACGGCGGCAACUUAUAUAAACGUGGCAAUGAUGGAAGAAGGCAUGGGAAAUGUUAAUGUGGCACUUCGGUACCUGCAUGAAGCUCUUAAAUGCAACAAAAGAUUGUUGGGAGCAGAUCAUAUACAGACUGCUGCAAGCUACCACGCCAUAGCCAUAGCUCUUUCGUUGAUGGAAGCAUAUUCUCUAAGUGUGCAACAUGAGCAAACUACACUUAAGAUACUUCAAGCAAAGCUUGGUGCAGAAGAUCUUCGAACUCAGGAUGCCGCUGCAUGGCUAGAAUAUUUUGAAUCAAAAGCCAUAGAACAGCAAGAAGCAGCAAAAAAUGGAACUCCAAAGACAGAUACAUCCAUUGCAAGUAAAGGUCACCUUAGUGUGUCAGAUCUCCUGGAUUUUAUUAGUCCUGACAGCGAUUCAAAGGGAAAUGAUGCUCAAAGGAAACAAAGGCGUCCAAAGAUACUUCCAAUAAGUGACAACAGCUCUCAAGAACAUGAUGAUGCUGCAAUAGUGGAUGAUGGAGUUUUUGUUGAGAAUGCAAAAUUAGCUGCACCAGUGGUGGAAGGAAAAAUAGAAGAAACAAAUGCCACAAAAAUUUCUGAAAAACCAAAAGUAAUCGAGGAUCUUAGCAGGUACAAGCCAUUGGUUACAAGUGAAACUGUUUCUGAGACAUCAUCCGAUGAAGGUUGGCAAGAAGCCAAUUCAAAAGGGAGGUCAGCUAACGGUUCUAAACGCAAGUCUGGUCGUAGACAGAGGCCUCUUCUAUCGAAGCUCACUGUUAACGGUCCUGAUAGCCAUAUUUACAAAGAAGCCAGUUACAGGAACGACACUAUUGCCGUGCACCAAAAAGCAUCUCCAAAGGUAGCUUCAGCUGUGUUAUCUCCAUCCAGAAAAUCAAAAACUCUAAAAGCUUUGCAGUCUAAAACUGCUUCUACUCCAACCUCACUGAGUUCUUUGGCCUCAAAGUCUAUAUCAUACAAAGAAGUUGCUGUAGCACCGCCAGGUACCGUUUUAAAGCCAUUGGUGGAAAAAACCGAGACAGAAAAGGUAAGCGAUGAGAAUGAGACCCCAAAAAUUGAAGGUUCUAUCCAAAAUCCUAUAGCCGAUGAUACAGUUCCGAAGGAAGAUGAAAAAGAAGCGACUCAUGAAGAUGAACCGGAACAAGAAAAUUCUGCAUCAGAACUAGAGAAUGUUUCUUUUUCAAGUGAUCAAGCAAAACCUACAGAAUCAAAUGGAAGUAAGCUUUCAGCUGCAGCAAAACCGUUCAGUCCAGGAACGUUGUCUGCUUCUCGCCAGUUAAAUCCUGUUCCUCUUGCAAGCAUAUAUGAUGCAGAUGGUAGUCAAGGCAUUCUCGUGGAGCCCAUUCUUCCUCCUGCUGCUGCCCGGGUCCCUUGCGGGCCAAGAUCACCAUUGUAUUACAGAACCAAUUAUAUGUUUCGCAUGAAACACGGUUCAGCGAAAAUAAGGGAAAUAAGUGGAUCAGGCGGUCCAAAAAUAAUGAAUCCACAUGCUCCUGAGUUUGUUCCAAGACGCGCUUCUCAAGCAGAAACAGGCGAAGUCAAGAAUAAUUCUUCAAAAAACAGUCUUUCGGAAUCUGAGAAGUCAGAGAUAGCAAGACAGAUAUUGCUGAGUUUUCUAGUGAAAUCGGUUCAUCAAAAUGCUGAUACUGUGGAUGAGCCUAAAGUUAGUGAAGGAAAAGUUGAGAAAUUUGAAAAUUCUUCUGACGAAGUUGCAAAAGACAGUGCUGUCAUAAAAAUAAUGUAUGGUACUGAAGAAAAAAAUAAGACAGCGGUUAGUUCCAGUGAUGACAGUGAAGAGCAAGACAAAAUAGAUGGUGAAGGAUUUGUAGUAGUGACAAACAGGAGGAAAAGCAGACAGAAAAUCACAAAUGGUGUCACAGAAUUGUACAACCAACCAUCAAUUUGUGCUUCGGUUCGUUGA
Messenger RNA from Lathyrus sativus (Indian pea), 4905 nucleotides. NCBI's taxonomy places the organism in Eukaryota, Viridiplantae, Streptophyta, Magnoliopsida, Fabales, Fabaceae. The record is from the annotation of a GenBank genome assembly.